UACACGUGCUAUUUUUGUAUAUAACUAAGGGUUUUUUUCUCUUCUUGCCACCGCGAUUCGGCCUUUUUAUCUUCUGAACCGACUCUUCAUAUUAUCUAUACAUGUCGACUCCGAAAGAGGAUCAUUAUUGUGGUACUCUUGGCACUAGAACACCGGCGUAUCCUUACUUGAGGCAGUUUCAAGGUGGAGACUUCGUUGAAAUGGAUCAGGGUGGACUCCUAGCUCUUGUGACGCAUUCUGACCAUUAUUCUCAAAAUAUCUCCUCUUCCCAAUGUUCAAGCCAACGGGAACAGAUCGAUGCAGGUGAGGCCCGGAAUCCGCUGUCGCCAUUUCGUUCAAUAUGGUCGCAUAGUACCUUCGUACGACCAUUACGGGAUCCCGUGUAAUCGAUACGGUCAGCAUAUGCUGCAACUCGAUCUAGGAUAUGAAGUAACCCCGGGUAUUUCUAAGGCUGAUGGACAACGCGCCAUGCUAUCACAGUUGAAACAAAUUUCCGGAGAAAUUCAAUCACUAGAGGAACUCGAGAUGCGAGUAGCGCAGCAGCUAGGGAUGAGUGAGGAUGCCGACUCGGCCGAAAUUCUCCUCAAGACCAAGCAAGACGUGAUGAACAACAGUGAUUGCUUGUCGGCGGCGCUAAAAAAACUCAACAGGCUCUAUUAUCUCCGCCUCUGUAGUAGUCGCAUUCAGUCGAAACUUCGGGUUGGCAACCCUGACGCGUCUCCCCUCCCCUUAGGCCCCCCACGACGUGUUGACGCUUCUCAAUUCUGGGCUGUACUCAUUGGCAUUGACGAGUAUGCAUCCUAUCCGCUGCUUGGUUGCGUAUCAGACGCCAGAUUAAUGGAGAAGUAUUUGAUUGAGAACCUCGAUGUACCUGGGGAUCGCAUCCAGCUCCUUCUCGGAUCGACGGAGCAUACCUCCUCUGAUCAUCCAAUGAACCCUUCCCGCACGCGCAUCAUCCACACACUUCUUAGUAUUAUCGGCAAUUCCCAGAUCAAGUACGGCGACAACAUCAUUAUCUACUACGCCGGACACGGGUCUUGCUAUCCAUGCACGGAGGGUCUUUAUAACGAGGAAGAUGACGAGAAACUCGCCGUCGAGGAAACUGGAUUCAUCGAGGCCUUGUGUCCUAUCGAUCGCGACACCGUCGACUCUAACGGUGUUCCCAUCCCCGACAUUAGCGACCGAGAAUUGAAUACCAUCCUAACCUUGAUCUCCCAGGCCAAGGGAAGUCGAAUCACAGUCAUUCUUGACUGUUGCCACUCCGGUGGAAUUACCCGAGAUUUACCUGUGCCAGGAGCGCGCACUACUCCCCGAAUGGUACGGGCGACCCUUCAGGAUAUGCUUCUUGCUGGGGAGAAGAAUCUGAAGCAUUAUCCUAGCUAUCGCUCCAUCUUAGCGAAGGACUGGCGCCCAAAUAUGGAUUGCUUUGUCGCGUUGACCGCCUGUGGAGAUUAUCAGUUUGCAAAGGCGAAGAAGGUGGAAGGAGGGUACAUCGGACUUUUCACAGACUCGCUUGUGCGUACUCUCCAGUCCGGCUACUGGAAAGAAGAGACGACGUACGCUGACCUUGUUCGGGAUUUGGAUAAGUGGCCUCAUCAGACGCCAUGCGCUGUUGGAAAUCGUAAGGACGCUCGUAUCUGGUAUCAGGAUUGAAUAUAUUAUGGGUCAUUCGUUUCACGCAUACUAUAUGACUGGGAUCUGGUUUGGCUGUUGUAGUUUUCUUUUUCUAUGCUCUCGUUUGCUUUCUGUAUCAUUCUCUGGACUUUGUUGUGGACGGACGCUAAGACACGCAUUAUGAUAACAAUAUUUAUACGGCCAUUCUAGGCGCUCCGACCUUUGUCAAUUGUCAUAGCUGGCCCAGUGGGAGUCUGGUGAUGCUCCUUUGCUCACAGAUAGUAUAUCUUAGUUAGGUUGAAUAAAUACUCUUACUUCUUUCUACAAGUCCUGUUGCGCAUGAUUUAAAUUUUCUGUAAAUUGGUAAAAAUUCAUCAUAAAUUCAGC
This is a messenger RNA of Desarmillaria tabescens, 2001 nucleotides long. RefSeq lists its product as uncharacterized. The transcript has 4 exons. Lineage: Eukaryota; Fungi; Basidiomycota; Agaricomycetes; Agaricales; Physalacriaceae. The record is from RefSeq and is a predicted model, not a curated record. Gene Ontology annotation, molecular function: cysteine-type endopeptidase activity. Bases 298 to 1653 code for a protein of 451 amino acids. Gene Ontology annotation, biological process: proteolysis.